AUGGCGGCGGUGACGGAGCUGCGCCGUUGCGGUCUUGACGACUUCGUGACGGUGCUGCCGGUGCCGCCGCAGACGGAGCUGCGCCGCGGCGUCCUUCGCUUUGCGGGACCCACCGACUUUGCAGGUGGCAUGUGGGUGGGCGUCGAGCUCGUUGGCACCCCCGGCCGUAACGACGGCAGCGUGCUGGGUAAGUCAUACUUCGCCUGUCUGCCGGGGCAGGGCGUGUUUGUGCGGCCAGAACUUGUCGUGCCGUACACACCUGAGGCGGCGGGGGUGGCGCAGAUAGCACCGCAGGAGAUACACGAAUCACUGGGGCUCGUGGGGACGCUGCGCCACGAUAUUGCGCAGCUGCAGGAGGAACUGAUGCGGAAGGAGGAAGCGCUGCAGCAAACGCGAGAGGUGCUUCGCGGCGCCGAGACGGCCCUCGAGGAGCGGGCUGCCGAGUUACAAAAGGAAAAGGAGGAGAAGCAGCAGACGAUUGAGAUGCUUUCAGUGAGUCAGCAGCAUGAGACAGCGAUACGGGAGAAGGAUGAAGAAAUCCAGCAUUUGCAGCAUCAGUUUACGGAUCUGAAGGAUCUCUUCACGAUACAGGAGGAGGAACUCCAACGGCAGGGAGAGCAUGCCGAUGACCUCGCGCAGCUUGUGGAGGGCAUGCGCUGCGAGCGUGACGAGGAGAGAAGGAAGCUGCAUGAAGCAAUUCACAGGCUUGAAGAUGAAGUGGCGAAACAGCAGGCUAUGCUUGACGCCAAAGAUGCUGUGAAGCAAGCAGAGGAGGCUGAUGUGGAGGCGUUGCGGCUUCAGCUUUUUCAGCAACAACAGGAGAAAGAAGCUCUGCGGCUCCUCAGGAAGCGGCAUGAAGACCUUCACGCAGAACGAGAACGGGAACGUCAGGAGCACGAGACGAAGUGGAAGCGAGCGGCCGCUGAUUAUGAGGAAGCCCUGGCACAGCAGCGGGAGUACAAGAAUCGUCUCCUUGACGACAUUCGCAGCCUGCAACAGCAGAUAGAGGAUAUGCGCAGUAGUCACGAGCGCGAACGAGCACUACAUGUCCCAUUGAGUAUGGCCGAGCGGGAGGAGUAUGAAUCCAAGUUGAGCCAACAACAAUGUGAGCUUAUGCAAUGCUACGGAACGAUGUUUGCGAAGCGCUACGAUCACUUCCUGGCACCCGUCUCUCAGUGGGAUUUGCCGGCCGGCAUCCUGGGGGCGAUGAGUGAAGCUAUUGCGUCAGCAGAGCGAGUGCUUCCCUUUACAACACCAGAGGUCUGUCACCGCUCACGCAUGGCGCUCUUCCAGCCGCACAACGCUGGCGGUGCCAAUAGUCCUCCGAAGGUGGUGUAA
Molecule: messenger RNA, 1338 nt
Organism: Trypanosoma grayi
Lineage: Eukaryota; Euglenozoa; Kinetoplastea; Trypanosomatida; Trypanosomatidae
Exons: 1
Coding region: 1-1338 (445 amino acids)
Source: RefSeq, a predicted model, not a curated record